Diabrotica balteata is the source of this 4107-nucleotide messenger RNA. NCBI's taxonomy places the organism in Eukaryota, Metazoa, Arthropoda, Insecta, Coleoptera, Chrysomelidae. The record is from the annotation of a GenBank genome assembly.
AUGAUAGCUAAACUUAUUCAGCUAAUUGCGUCCAUCUUGGGGUUGAUUAGAAAUGAUUAUCAGGAAGAUAAUGUUAAGAAAGGGCUGACUGAGUGUAGGAAAGCGUGUAAAAAGAUACGCAAUUCGAUGAGAUAUGCCAAGACGAUGGGUGAGAAGCAGCAUUUAGAAGCUCAGAUGAGGCAUGUGAAAACGUUGAGAAACCAUCUGAAGGCCGAACAAAAGAAGGGGGCUGGACUUACACCUAUGAAGGAGACUGCUAAGCAUAGAGUACAAUGGGAUGAUUCCUUAUCAGCGUUCAACUCAAGAAUUCGAACUGGAGUCAUCUCAAACCUCAAACACAAAGACCCCAGCAGUUUCCUAGUAGAUUGCAAGGCGCUAUUCAAACGUAGGAUUCAAAACGCGCUAAAGAAGGAUGAGGUAGUUAAAGUUAAUACUGCUUUUGGGGGAGAAUUCGAGAUAGCUAGCGGAGAGAAAAUCCUAAAAGACACUAAAUAUUUUACCACAUCAAACUCUCCAAUAUACAAAGACACAAAUCUUGACGAAUGGUUUGAAAACCAUGUGUCUGAACCCCUCAGCAAAAAGCUAGAGGAAUUCCAAGAGAGAGAUAGUGGCUGGGCACUAAAGGCUGUUGUUAACCUGGGGGUAAACAUUAACAAAUACACACCACAACUUGGUUCCUCUUAUAUUGAACUUCCUCCUCAAAUAAAGAGAAAGGAAGCCUGCGUUAACGUCCAGAAUGAUGAUGAGGCAUGCUUUGCGUGGUCUGUCAUAUCAGCGCUGAAUCCUGUUGAUAAACAUCCUCACAGAGUGUCAAAAUAUCCGCACUACUCGCAAGUGUUGAAGUUGAAGGGAAUACAGUGGCCAAUGACGAUGAGGCAGAUUCCUAAUUUUGAAAAACAGAAUGACAUUUCAAUUAAUGUAUACGUUUUGAAAAAAGAUAAAGGAGAUUUUACGACCCUCCCUACAUUUCUAACUAAAAACAAGAAGGAUAAACAUGUGAAUUUGCUUUUAAUUCAAGAUAAAUAUGAUGAUACCGAAGGUCCUAUUAGAUACCAUUACGUUUGGAUAAAAAGCCUAUCCCGCCUCCUCUCCAAGCAGCUUAGCAAACGUGAUGGAGCCAAAUAUUUCUGCGAUACCUGCCUCCAUUACUUUCGAUCACAAGAAAAGUUAAAUAUUCAUAAGGCAUGCUGCAGCGGUCGAUCAGAUCUUAUAUGUGAUAGAUGCCUACAACCGUUUUCAUCGUCAAAACAGGUUGAAGCUCAUAUGGUAGAUUGUAUAAGAAUUAAUGAAACAGCCAUUAAAAUGCCCGACGAAAGUCAUAAAAUGUUGAAAUUUAAGAAUUUUCGUAAUAAGAUUAAAGCCCCCUUCGCCGUGUACGCGGAUCUCGAGAGUGCUUUGAAACGUACAGGAGAUCCUAAAAAACCUCAAGAGCAUAUUCCUGUAGCAGUUGGUUAUUUCUUUAAAUGCUCGUAUGAUGACACUUUGUCGUUUUAUGACUCAUAUCGAGGAAAGGAUUGCAUGAAAUGGUUCGCAGAUAAACUUAAUCAGCUUGCUGAGGAUGUUUCUACGGUGUUUAUGUGCCCAUAUGAUAUAAAUAUGACAACUCAGCAAGAGAGCGAUUUCCAUGCAGCCACUCAUUGCCAUAUCUGUGAGCAGCGCUUUUCCCCCAAUGAUAAGAAAGUGCGAGACCAUGAUCACUUUAUUCCUGACAAUAAUUAUAGAGGUGCAGCUCACGAAGGGUGUAACAUUAAUUACAAAGAUGUUCAUACAAUUCCAAUAAUAUUUCAUAAUCUCUCCGGAUAUGACGCACAUUUUAUUAUUAACGAUAUUGCUACACACAUCAAAGGUCCCGUAGAUCUUCUUCCUAUUACUAAGGAAAAAUACAUUUCUUUUACAAAACAUAUUGAUGAUGUUCGAAUUAAAUUCCGUUUUAUUGAUAGUUAUCGAUUUAUGUCUUAUUCUCUUGAUAAAUUAGCUUCGUACCUCCCCGAGUUUCCUAAUCUCAAGUCCCAAUAUACUUCGCUUCCUGAGGAGAAUUUCCAUCUUCUAACUAAAAAAGGUAUCAUGCCAUAUGAUUAUAUAGAUUCAUUUAAAAAAUUCUGUGAGACUUCUUUGCCUCCUAUUGAGUCUUUUUACAAUAAACUUGAAGAUAAGUCAUGUCCUCGUCGACAUUAUCGUCGCGCUCAAGAAGUCUGGUCGUCAUUCAAUUGUACAACUCUCGGGGAUUAUGUCGAUUUAUAUAUGAAAACUGACAUUCUUCUUCUUGCAGAUAUCUUUGAGCGAUUCCGAUCCAGCUCUCUUCGAACUUAUAAUCUUGACCCUGCUCACUAUUAUACUUUACCUGGUUUUACGUGGGAUGCAAUGCUUAAAUAUACAGGUCAAGAACUGGAGCUUUUAACCGAUCCUGACAUGCAUUUGUUUGUUGAACGUGGUAUUCGUGGUGGUCUUAGUCAAGUUUGCUCUAAAAGACGUGUGAAAGCUAACAAUCCAUACAUCAACAACUAUGACCCAUCUAAACCAAAAACGUUCCUUAUGUAUUUUGAUGUUAAUAAUCAGUAUGGUUGGGCCAUGUCUCAAUAUCUUCCAUAUGGCGGUUUCGAGUGGGUCGAUGCCAAUAUUGAUGUCCUUUCCAUUGCUGACGAUGCUUCUGAAGGGUACAUUCUCGAGGUUGAUCUGGCGUACCCUCAACAUCUUCAUGAUCGUCAUAAAGAUAUCCCGUUUUGUCCUGAGUCUUUAAAUUCUAAGACUAUGCUUCCUCCUACACGUCCGCGAGAGCAGACUAAAUUAAUGGCUACCCUACAGGAUAAAGAAAGAUAUGUAAUACAUUAUAGAGCACUAAAACAGGCGCUUGCAAAUGGAUUGAUCCUGAAAAAGAUACAUAGAGUAUUGAAAUUCAAACAGGCUCCAUGGUUAAAGUCAUACAUCGAUCUUAAUACAAAUCUCCGGAAGGCAGCGAACAAUGAGUUUGAAAAGGAUCUUUUUAAGCUUAUGAAUAAUGCAGUGUUCGGGAAGACUAUGGAAUCAGUGCGCAAGCGCGUUGAUAUAAAGUUGCUUACUUUGUGGGAGGGUCGUUACGGAGCUGAAGCUAGAAUAAGUAGCCCAUUGUUUAAGAAUGCAACGAUUUUUAGUGAAAACUUGGUAGCUGUUGAGAUGCGUAGAGCUGAAAUAUGGUUAGAUAAACCAAUCUAUAUCGGAAUGAGUAUUUUAGACUUGGCUAAAACAACAAUCUAUGAUUUUCAGUAUGGAUACUUAGCUGGCAGGUUCGGAGAAAACUUUACAACUUGCUAUACUGAUACCGAUAGUGUAAUCGUGGAAAUACGUGAACAAGACCCAUAUGAGGCUAUGAAAGAAGAUUGCUACAAAUAUUUUGAUACCUCAGACUAUCGUAAAGACAAUAUUUAUGGUAUCCCUCAGGUUAACAAGAAGGUGUUGGGCAUGAUGAAAGAUGAGAAUAAAGGUCGCAUUAUGACUGACUACAUAGGGCUCCGAUCUAAAUUGUAUACAACAAAAGUAGCUGCCACUGAAGAUGAGCUAAAAGAAAAACGUAAAAAGUUGAAAGAUGAAGAAUAUGAGGAUGAAGAAAUUGAAGUAAUUAUUAAAAAUUUUAGGUUAACAAAGAAGGCGAAGGGGGUAAAGAAAUCUGUGGUGAACACGAAAAUUACGUUUGAGGACUAUGUAGAGUGUUUGGAUAACUUAAAAAAGGUGUAUGCUUCACAGAAUCUAAUACGCUCAGAUAAGCACCAUGUUUAUACCAUAACACAAAGCAAGAUUGCGCUAAGCGCCAAUGAUGAUAAAAGACAUCACCUUCCGGAGUCAUAUGAUACACUUCCAUGUGCACAAAAAAUUGUAACUCAACUGGAAUUACCACUUAUGAGAAGAGGUCAUAAAUACGAACGCAUCCCACAAGAAGAUGACGCCGAAGUUCCUGUUUGUGUUAAGCCUAUUGAAAAGAAUAAAAGAUGGUGGAGCGACAGAACAAAAAGUGAAGAAAAAAUUGACAACAAGAAAAACGAAUUGGUUGAGAAACAUAUGGAACUGAAAGAAAAGUUAAUGAAAGCCGAACAGUUAACGGAAGCUAGUACAAACAUUAAAGAUGAGAAGCUAUAA